Seminavis robusta is the source of this 3978-nucleotide messenger RNA. NCBI's taxonomy places the organism in Eukaryota, Bacillariophyta, Bacillariophyceae, Naviculales, Naviculaceae. The record is from the annotation of a GenBank genome assembly.
AUGGAGAUGGAGGAGUCUCUGACAGCUGGCGCGAUUCUCCGCCUCGCGGCAAUGACAAGUUCGGAUGACGACCCUUCCUUCCAGCCAACGCUACAAGUCCUUGAGAUUGCGACCGUACAAUCGGAUGACGAUGAGAUCACUGCCUUUGUUCUGGUCCUGUCGGAUGGGACUCAUUCCGCUCGGUACAUGCUAGACCCAUGCGAAACCAACCUGAUUCAGGCCAAUCUACUGGAAGUCUACGGCAUCAUUCGGCUUUAUGGGUUUGAGGGUGGCUCUUGCAGCACAGCCGAUUGUUUGGAGGUGAUGCCCGUAGUGCGUCGGUUGAUUGUCUCUGGCCAGAAUCCUGGAAAAUCCAUUGGUGAUCCCAUGGAUUUCAAUCUUGUGGAUCACUAUUCUCUAUCCGCAGAAAGCCUCCAAGACAUCUUCAGGGGAUUGGGAGACUCCUGUGAGACAUUUGAAGAAAUGGCGCUGCUAGAGAAACUUGUUCGGCAUGGCGGCAAGAGACUCUCUAUGGCACAAAUUAAAGGUCUUCUCUCAUCCGAUGCCGAAACGGACAUAUUCAGUGGAUUGAUGCAAAAAUUCCUGGAAAAGAAAGCCAGAGGAUCUCCGAAGAAUAAUCAACCAAAAAAGGACACGCGUCCAGCCACAAAAACCAACUCCUCCCCACAGGCAAAUAUCAAGGCUCCCGAGCUAAUUCCAAUCAGCAGCAGUAAUGGAGAGAGCGUUUAUGUCGAUAAGAAAGAGUUGGACAAAAUGACAAAGUUGAGUCCUCAAGAACGAACUGCCAUCGCCAAGGCCAUGGGCACAGAAACAACACCCCAAACUACGUUGAACCCAGAACACACAGUUCAAAAGCUUCCCAUCCUCGCCGCUUUGACGCACAGCAAAGUACCCCUCCACCCGGAUGUCGUCGCGGCAUUGGUCGAUGAAUACAAAAUUCGGAAAUUGAUUGCCCGCGAAGCAAAAAAACAAGCAGAGAAAAAGGGACGCUCCAAUAAUUACUUUGCACUCUCGCGGGAGUACAAGGAAAAGGAACGAGUCUCACAGGAAACAGCCGACAAGCAAAUCUCCAAACAAUAUCGAAAAGUAUCCCUCCGAUUGCAUCCCGAUCGUCAUGGAGAUUUGUAUCAACGGGAAUUCGAUGAGCUGCUCCUUGCCUACGAAAUCAUGAAAGACCCAGACUUUCGUCAAGACUACGUCGACAAGAUGGUCAAAGUCAUUGAGACUGCUCCUGAUCAUGCAAUGCCUGCUCACGAAUCCUACGUAUCGAGCUAUCAGGAGCAAAAGGACCAAGCUACCGAGUGGGCACGGUACCAGAGAGCCAUGGUCACGGGAGGCCACAAGGCACACUUUUAUAUCGAAACUCAUUUGAUGAAUCAAUCGCCUCGAGCCCUUCACGUCAACAAUAUUCAAGGCAAGACAAUCUCGAUUGCUCUCCCACCAUUGAACCCACUCGCACAUUUCGAGUCAAUGUGUCAGUCGGUGUCGGUGUGGCUUGAAUCUGUGCCCAAGGGAAACGACACAGUGCUCAAGCGAUUGGAAGGGCAGGCCUUGAAAAAGGCAUUCGGAGGUGGAGGUGGAAGUCAGCCGGGAUGGGUUCAAACCAACGUGGCCUUGCCCGAGUAUGGGACCUGGCAGAUAUACUGGAAGGCUCAAUUGAAGGUCGAAGUUGCCAGCGACAAAACUGCAGAGACAACCCCGUCUGUCUCACGCCAAGUUGUGUUGACCGAUCCUUCCUACGAGAGGGCCGAGCAGCGGUUGCCAGGUCUGAUUCAACACGCCAAGCUCUUGCGAUCAUCGUUGCAAUCCGAAUCGCAGAAACUAAGUCGUUCCACGCAAGGCAUGUCGACGGGAGAGUUGGAGAAAAGCUAUUGGUCCGUCCACGCUCUCAUCUCCAAGAGCCGAACCAUUGCUAGCUCUCUUUGGGGCACGCUCGAGAAAAUGGGACACGAUGAUCCGAAAGACUAUUGCUUGGAGCUGGAGCAGCUGUUGACGUGGAUUGACACUUGUGCGAGGGAAAAGAGUCAGUUGGACGACAAAAUUCAGCACAAUCAGAAGAAAUUGAGCAUGAAGUCCUUCAAGCACAGCGUUGCUGCGCUCAUUGAAGAAGGGCGUUUGCGCGAUUGGAUUCUAAACGCGGAGAAACAGGAGAUUAUCAACACUGGGGGUGAAGUCAACCGUCUGUAUCAGCUGAUCACGGAAGGGAAGAAAGCCAAUUCACUUCUUCUCGAUGCAGAUUCUCUCCGCAACGCUGCCACACGCUCGGACCUGUUUUCUACAAAGCAAUGCCAAUCUCUCUUGGAACGAGCUGACGAAGUGGAAGCCCGAAUGCUGGAAGAAACCCAACGCCUCGUUCAACAGCACGCAGAGGAAGAUGCAGCGAAAAAGAAACGAGAGGAAAUGGAAAAGCUGGCUCUCGUGGGCCUGCGGUUGCGGCAAAAGGUCAUGUUGAAAGAUCUGAAAACGCGAACGGAACUGAAUGGAACAAUUGGCUUGUUCAUGGGACUCGCACAACAGGGAAACCGAUUUGUCGUUCGUGUUCAAGGCGUUGAUAUGGCUCUCUGCAGGGAGAACUUUGAAGAGUGGAGAGGAGGAGAAAAUGCGACAAAGAAGGCAGCGCCCAAGGUCGCCACUUGGACAUGUUCGUUAUGCACGUUGCUAAACAAUGCAACACUGGACAAGUGCUCCGUCUGCGAGAACCCCAGAAAGGCCGUAUCAGCGGCCGGGACGAAGACAACAACAGCAAUCGGCAAAUCGAGCAUCACGAGUGUGUCUGUGAAGAACAAGCAGACCAAGAAACCUGCACCCGUCACACAACAGCAAAUUUCGUCCAAACCGGCUCCAGUAGGUUGGCCAGCAACAUCAACAGGCAAAAGCUCUUCCGCGUGGGGUGUCCCGAAGCAACACGGGGCACAAGUGGGGCUCCUGGCAUCAAGCAAAGUGCCAGCCCGAAAGACGAUCAGAAUGUGGUUCCCUGCAAACGAUGCAUCUGCAUUUAUUGGGAAAAAGGGCUCUAACGUCAAGAAAGUCAAGGAGGCGACAGGGGCCUCCAUCAUGGUUGACAAGAAGACGAAAAACAACACAGGGUGUUGUGCAAUCUAUCUUGAGGGAACUGCUACGCAGAUCAUGGACGCUCAAGUUGCUAUUAGUAGCUUUAUACAGGGGAGAAAGCAACAGAAAGAAAACCAGAAUGGUGCGUCGAAACGGAAUGGUGCGUCGAAAUUCGCGGAGGAGAAGAAGCCAACCCCCCAGUCGAAAGAGAUCUUCGACGCCGGUCGACAGACUCCUACUACCACAUCGCUGUCUGUACCAGACUCAAUUUCCAUCAUCUCGCCAGCACCUGCUGGGGAAGAAGAUAGUGGCUUGACAGAGAUCAUGGAAACUGUCGACAAGGCUGAGAAGAAACUCAUCCCAAAGCCAGAAGUUCCCAAGAACGGGACCAAGCCCAUGGAUUCUCUAUUUCUCUUUGUUUGUCAACAGGCCUCUUGUCUCAAAUGCAAGCCCGAGGCGUUCUACGAGUUCCUCCGUUCGGAAGAUAUCACCACUCUCAAGGAUUUGCAGGAAGGGCUAGGCGAUGAUGACUUUCUCCAGGAAAUGAUUGAACAUGGCUUGAAGGGGUUCAAGAAGAAGCUUUUCUCCAAGGCAGCCGCAGACGCGGGUCUCCUCGGUGGAAUUGCGACUGUUGACAAUGGGCUCAGCGAGCCCAAGAAAGCUUCGACAACCAAUCAACCAUCGCAGCUCCAUUUGGAAUUUGAGUGUCCGAUCUGUUACGAGUUGAUGGUGAAGGAUCCGGUCAUGGCCAGCGACGGGUUCACGUACGAGCGGCAUGCUAUUGAGAGCUGGUUCCGACGCCACAAAGACAAAUCGGAGGGAAUACCUUCUCCCAAGACGAACGUUCUUAUGACAGACUUGAGGCUUAUCCCAAACAUACAAAUGCGCAGCAUGGCACGUGAUUUUUCCGCACGAAGUCGAGAAUGA